Molecule: messenger RNA, 3476 nt
Organism: Synchiropus splendidus (mandarinfish)
Lineage: Eukaryota; Metazoa; Chordata; Actinopteri; Syngnathiformes; Callionymidae
Product: LON peptidase N-terminal domain and RING finger protein 3-like
Exons: 12
Coding region: 122-2260 (712 amino acids)
Molecular function (GO): protein binding
Source: RefSeq, a predicted model, not a curated record
CUCCUCCGCGGAGCUUGUCAUCAGUUGUUUCUGGGCCGGGCCGGACCGUCGUCAUGGGCACGCGGGUAGCCGCGCAGCGGCACUGAAUUAGGAGCGCGGUAGCUGUCUUCCGUAAACAGCCAUGGUGACGGAGAGCGAGAGCAUGCUGCAGCUCGCAGCGGAAGCAUUCACGUCGAAAAACUUCGACCUGGCCGCGGACAUUUACGAGUGCCAGCUAGCGACCGUGAGGGACCAGGACCGCCGGCAGGAGAUGCUGGUCAGGCGGGCGGAUGCGCUCGCUUUCGGGGGGAAAUUUGCGGAAGCUUUGCAAGUUUACUGGAGAGCCGCGGAGAUCGAGAGACUGAAGCCUUCUCACCUGGGCAACCUCCUCGAAUACCUGACUGGUCUGCGGAGGCAGGAGUCCGGGGAGAUUCACAGCAUCCGCGCCGGAGCUGAUGCGGUCCCCGGCGGCUGUCGGAUGUGUCUGAGCUGUCUGUACGAACCGGUGACUUUACCGUGCGGACACUGUUACUGUAAGAAGUGUCUGGAGCGGGAGAGACGGGAGACCGACGGAACCGUUACAUGCAGGGAGUGCGGGGACAGCUCCAGGGCCGCCGACGUCCGCGGCUACCGAAUCAACGUGGUUCUGAGCAACCUGCUGGCCAAGUGGUUCCCGAGCUCACACCAGGCUAGCCGCCUGCGGCGCGAGGGAAACGGGCUAUAUGCCGAGAAGAAGGUGGAAGCGGCGCUGGACAAAUACAACCAAGCGAUCCUCAUCGCACCCACAGACCACAUCUUGUUCAGUAACCGAUCCCAGAUCCACUCUAGUCUGAAAGACUAUGAAAGCGCUCUGCAGGAUGCUGAGAUGGCCUGCACACUCAUGCCACACUGGACCAAGGGCCAUGUUCGCAAGGCUCAGGCUCUGGUCUCUCUAGGCAGAACUGAGGAAGCGCUGCAGGAGUAUCUUCUGUGUCUGUCCAUUGAACCUGACUGCAAACCCGCGAAGAGUGAAGCACUCAAGAUUCUAUGUGACCUCCUGACUCCUCUGACGGAGCAAGUCCCAGAACACAUUUCAGACUUCUCCAACGUGCUUCCACCUCGAGCUCAUCUCAAAAGCAACAUGGCUGCUCAGACCCUCAGUGCUACCCAGAUGUCUUCCCACUCCAGUCUGGCCUCCGUCGUUCGUGCACCUAAUGAGUCCAAUCACUGCAAACUAGUAAGUCAGGGAUCCUCACAAGUCAGGAGGCUUGACCAGUGGGUGCUUCACAAGAGGAAAAGGAAGAUUUCAGAAGAGGAACAUGAAUCAGAAUCCAAGAAGUCCAAGUGUGAGUCCCACUGGUCACUUGUCCCAUCAACACCUGAGGAUGCUAGCCUUUUGGACCCUGCAGAUCUGGAGUGUUCUCUCUGUAUGAGACUGUUCUACGAGCCAGUGACCACUCCCUGUGGCCACACCUUCUGUCUCCAGUGUCUGAAGAGGUGCAUGGACCACAACCCCAAGUGUCCGCUCUGUAAAGAGGAGCUUUCUGAGUACCUGGUUCAGAGGCAAUACUGUAAGACAGUCCUGAUGGAGGCGCUAAUAUCCAAGUAUCUUCCUGCUGAGCUCGCUGAAAGACAGAGAAUCCACCUCGAGGAGAUGGCUGAGCUUUCCAAUCUCGACAAAAACGUGCCUAUAUUUGUGUGCACCAUGGCCUUUCCUACCGUGCCCUGCCCCCUCCACAUCUUUGAGCCUUGCUAUCGCCUGAUGAUCCGCCGCUGCAUGGAGACCGGAACCAAUUCUUUCGGCAUGUGUCUGAGCGACGACCUGAAAGGGUUCGCAGACUACGGGUGUCUGCUGGAGAUCCGUGGCGUCAAGUUUUUCUCAGAUGGAAGGUCAGUAGUGGACACCAUCGGCAGGCGGAGGUUCAAGGUCAUCAGACACAGGGAGAGGGAUGGAUACAACACAGCUGAAAUUGAGUACCUGGAGGACGUGAAGGUGGAGGGCGUGGCUAUGGGGGAGCUGCAGUCUCUGCAUGAUGCUGUGUAUGACCAGGCUCUAGUGUGGGUCAACUCCUUAAAGAAGGAGCAGAAGGACCGCAUCGAAGGACACUUUGGACCGAUGCCUGAGAAAGACUCCAAGCUCCAGGCCAGUCCGAACGGUCCGUCCUGGUGCUGGUGGUUGCUCGCAGUUCUUCCGUUAGAAGGUCGUGCUCAGCUGCCCUUCCUAGCCAUCACGUCUCUAAAGGAUCGUCUGAGCGGCAUCCGCAGAGUGCUACUCUUCAUGGCCCACAGCCGACAUCGCUGAGACUCGUCCUGCAGAUAGAUGCAGUAAAUGACUUCCUUUCUUCCUCCAGCAGCAGUGGAUCUGCUGUUCUGAUGCACAAAGAACUGAUGUUGCGCCGUCCACUUUCACAAGUCUUUCUCUAAGUGAGCAGACAAGGCUUCUCAUUAGCUGUUGAAGCAAGACGGCAGUGAUUUCUUCAUGUCUUUGUUCACAGCUGUCCUCGGUGCCCGCCUGUUUCAACUAGAAAAGUCAUGCCCCACAGUGGUGGUUUUUCAUUUGUCCUAAAAGUUCCAGCUGCGACCUGGCAUUUUUUAGAGCUCCACGUUUCUACUGAGCACAAUGGUGUUCCUCUCAACAACCACGUGUAGCACCACUUUCUUGAUAAACCUUUAUUUUCAAACUAUGCCAAAGUGCUUUUUAUUUACCCAGACUGCUUUGCCUCUGUACUGUGUUUCUUUUCUGCUAUUAAAGGGAGAAAAAAAACAGAACCAUUUGCCGCCAAAUUUUAUCUUCUUGUUAAUUCAGGAUUUUUGGAAUUUUGGCUGCCUUAUCAGUAAUUAUAGCACCCCUUGCAAAACUGUCUUCCACUGUGGAUUCUUUUUCUGGGUGAAGUUCGAACUUUAACUUUAAAAAUAGGGAUCCAACACCAUGUUUUCAUUCCUUAAGAGUGUAUGUAAUUCAUCUAGAAAAACAAGUGAUGUGGUGUAAAUCCCUCCAAUCAUACAAGGAUGAAUGCAUAAAUCCCUGAAGAGGGAAUAUGACGAAGCAAUACUGCGCACCUCAUGGUAAACUGAAUGGUCCAAUGAGAUGCUCUUCCUUGUACCUCCUUCCAACAUACUGAAACUUGGGCUCCACGCUCAUGGCUAACAGAGCCACAGCAGUCGUUGAUAACUGGUCAUAGCAGACGUAGCAGUCAGGAAACCUGCCCAGCCACUGUUGCAAGUCAUUUAAAGUAGCAUGUUUACCCAAGAGUUCUGACUGGCUCUAAAGAACCAUGGACUGAUGACUGCUCACCUUUUCAUUUUUUUCCCAUUAUUUCAUUGUUUACAUGUCUUCUUGCCUUCCAAAGGCACAUUUUGCAAUACUAAGCUAAGUGGCAGGAGUGCUCAUGCUUUCCUGUUGUUGUUUUGAAGUAUUUGUCUAGUUCUUUGUAUUGUCUAAAUAACAGGCAGAAGCGUUUUCUGUUUGUGUUUGCAAUGAUCACAGUGUUGAUGUAACCUACUCCAGCUUCUUUUAU